GCGGCAUGGAGCUGGGCCCGGGGCCCUGCGCGCUGCCCGCCGGGGCCGGCGCCGGGAGCGGUUCGGGCGGCCCGUGCGCCGAGAUGCUGCAGGUGGCCGAGGAGGCCUUCCGCGGCGGCAACUUCGAGCUGGCGGCCGAGAUCUACGGCUCGGAGCUGGCCGAGCUGCCGCAGCCCGAGCGGGGCCUGUGCCUCCGGCGCGCCGACGCGCUGGCGCGGGCCGGCCGCAUGGCCGAGGCGCUGGACGCCUACGGCGCGGCGGCGCGGCUGGCGCGGCUGCGGCCCGAGGAGCUGCGGGAGCUGGCCGAGAGCUUGGCGCUCAGCAUCCGCGACAAGGAGCUGCGCCUGCCGCCCCCGCCGCUCCCGCCGCUCGGCUCCUCGGGCGGCGGAGCCGAGGGCGAGGCGCUGGGCGACCCGGCCUGCUGCCGUCCGCCGGAGCUCUUCGCCUGCCCGCUGUGCCGGCGGCUGCUGUGCGAGCCCGUCACCCUGCACUGCGGGCACACCCACUGCCGCCGCUGCGCCGAGCCCGGGGACUGCGGCCGCUGCCACCGGGCGCGCCGCCCCGCCGAGCCCUCCGCCGCCCAGCCCCAGCCGCCCGCCGCCCGGCCGCGGGUCAACGUGGUGCUGGGCAACCUGCUGCAGAAGUGGUUCGGCGCCGAGAGCCGGGCGCGGCGGCUGCGCGCCGAGGGGGACGAGCUGCGGGAGCGGCAGGAGCUGCCGGCCGCGCUGGAGAAGUACGACCAGGCGCUGGAGAUGGCUUCUUGCAAGUGUUCACUGAUAGCACAGCGAGCAGAGCUCUGUACAUCAAUGAAAAACUACCAGCAAGCUCUCCAUGAUGCAGACAUCCUCUGCCGAAGCAAACCCCACUGGCCUGCGGGUCAUUAUGUGAAAGCAAAAGCUCUUUCUGGAUUGGAAAGGACUGAGGAAGCAUUGAAGGAGUUUCUCUAUUGUGUUGCCUUAAAUCCUGAAUGGAGCUCAAUGAAGAAAGAAGCCCAGAAGAUAAUGUGUGAGAUGUUUUUCCCAGCCUUUGAAAAUGUGCAUGAUAGUCUAACAGCACCUUUCUCUAGUCGAACAUCCCAUACAAGAUUGAAACCUGCAUUUUUAAGUAGCAUAAACACACAGUCAGCUGCUGAAGAUAGUUCUAUUGCUGGGUCCUCAAAGGAUACUGUGUUCAGGUUAACAAAAAACCCGUCCCAAGAAUCUGAUGUAUUUAGAAGCACUGAUUCUCCCGCUUCCCAUAACGUACUGGAUCGCUAUUUUGAAGACAGCAAGAAGUCUUUGGGAGCUGUUCUCUCCAGUUUACCUGGGACUGGCUUAAAAAGAAAGCUGUCCAGUGAUAUGAGGGAUAUACAAAGCUUGGACAUCCCCAGUAAAAUCCCUAAGAAAGAUGUAGAUGUUUUACCUGAAAAUGCUGUCAUCACUUCAAGUGAGAUACCAACGACUCUUGUUGAUGCGUCGGACUUUGAGUGUUCCCUCUGCAUGAGGUUGUUCUAUGAACCUGUUACCACUCCCUGUGGACACACCUUUUGCCUCAAAUGCCUUGAGCGUUGCCUUGACCAUAAUCCACAUUGCCCACUCUGCAAAGAAAAGCUGUCAGAAUUCUUGGCGAGCAGAACUUACAAAAAGACCGUCCUUACGGAAGAACUGAUAGUCCGUUACUUGCCAGAGGAAUUAUCUGAAAGGAAGAAAGUCUAUGAGGACGAAAUGAAGGAAUUGUCAAAUUUGAAUAAAGAUGUUCCCAUCUUCGUAUGUACCAUGGCCUUUCCUACCAUCCCUUGCCCACUUCAUGUUUUUGAACCUCGUUAUCGCCUGAUGAUAAGAAGAUGCAUGGAGACUGGUACCAAACAGUUUGGCAUGUGCUUAGCUGAUGAAUUGAAAGGAUUUGCAGAUCAUGGCUGUAUAUUAGAGAUCAGGGACGUAAAGUUUUUUCCUGAUGGACGCUCAGUUGUUGAUACAGUUGGUGUCCGUCGUUUUAGGGUCUUAAGCCAUGGCCAACGAGAUGGAUAUAACACAGCAAACAUCGAAUAUCUUGAAGAUAAAAAGGUUGAAGGACCAGAGUAUGAAGAACUUGUCCGUCUUCAUGAUUCAGUUUAUGAUCAAGCUGUUGCCUGGUUUACUUCUCUUAAAGACAAUAUGAAGGUGCAAAUUCUCAAUCAUUUUGGGUCCAUGCCAGGAAAAGAACCAGAGCCGCAGAGCAACCCCAGUGGUCCUGCCUGGUACUGGUGGCUCUUGGCAGUGUUGCCUCUGGAGAACAGAGCUCAGCUGGCUAUAUUGGCUAUGACCUCCCUUAAAGAUCGUCUUAUUGCCAUCAGACGCGUCUUGAUAUUUGUGACUCGCAAAAGACCUAGAUAACAUGAUCUUCAGUUGUAAAUGAGCACUGAAAGCAUCUCACGACUGGUUGUUUGUGGGGGGUGAGAGGGGAGGGGUUGUUUUUGUUUUUUUUUUUAAGAUUCUUUCAAAAAUGAACAGCCCUUUCUGACUGUGUCCAGCAUCCAUCGAUUGCAUCGGUUUGUUAUCCUGGGUAUUUACCAAACCUUGCACUCUUCUCCUGUUGUCCCAGUGAAAUCUGAGCCUCUACAGAGCUGUGCUACAGUUAGAACGUAGUUGAUAAAUGUGGAUAAAUUGCUUCAAAAUACUAUGAUAGAGUUAAUGUUUAUAGCCUGCAAGAGAGUUAAGUACUAGAGUAGCACCGCUGGCCUACAUGUGAUUUGGAUUUCCGCUUAGUAGGAAAAGGAAACUGGACAGUGAAUUAUUAAAGAGGUGUUUCCUAGACUUUCUUGAAGGUAGUGAACAGAAGAGGAGCUGCGCUUCCCGGCCGAAGUAUACAUGAAGACUAUAACGAGCAGUAUGCUCUGUUAGUGAACUGGUAGACAGUCCAUCAUACACCCACAUCUCUCUCUUUCAGGAAAUAUAAGUCUGCGAGGAAAAAAAAAACACCUAAGCAGUUUGUGGUCAAGGCAUCUGAGGAUGUUCAUCUGAAAGAAUAAUAGCUACUGAAUAAAUACACUAUUUAGUAGCCUUAGGUAAUCCCUUGCGUUGUGAUAUAUGUGUUGUAGCAGAUUGAGUAUGUACAAAAUGCUUGGAAGGGUGUACUUUGGAUUAUUUGAAAAGAAAAAUCAAAGUAGACCUAGCUGGUCUUAUCACUAAAUUGAGAUCAUACCAGCUCUCUAAACUAUGAUGAACGCUGCUGUGAAAUGAUUUCACUCCAAGUACUAGGAAGGCAGACUGCAGUUUUUUUUAACGAGUGUUCUGCAAGUGGGACUGGCAAGGAUAGAAUACCAUUUCCCAUUUACCUGCAGUGUCAUGCCAACCUCGUGGUACAUUGGAAUGAUCUCUAUUGAACGUGUUUCAAACCGAAAGUAUUGUAGCUUAGUACCCGUUGCUGUAUGUGUUGGAAAUCAGUCCAUGAUAACACCAUGAACAGAGGCACGAACCGAACACUAUAAAGGCAAGUCUCAAUGCAAGCUCAAGUCAGGUGUUAACCUUCAUUUGUGUUAUUGAUUUUUAUAGACUGUUUUGUUAAUAUCUAACUUUGAUAGCUCUGAAAUUGCUUCUCAGUCAAAUGAUCAACAUUUUACUCAAUUGCCAAUGAAAUAACAGUGUUACCAGUUCAAUUGGCGUAAUUUCCUGUAAGCAUUUCCUAGAAUUGAUAGUACCAACAGGAAAAAAGUUGACUUGAAUCCUAACGUGCUGCAAGUAUAGCAAGUUCGAUUUAAAGACUUACUCAUGUGCAGAAGUCUGGUAAGAUGAAAUGGCUGUUUACCUAAAUGGUCAAAGUGCCUGGUUUCUUUUUUAGUUCUUUUUCCUUACUUGUCAAUGAAGAUGUAUUUAAACCUUUUUUGUUUCAAUUUGCACAUGAGUUCUGGAAGAAAACUGCAUUGAACUGCAGUAAUUAACAUAUAUUACCUACUCUCUUUGGGUAUUGUAGUAAUAACCUGUGUGGUCUGGGAAACAAAAGUACUGAGUUUUUUUUCCUUUCAGCAAAUGGCUACCACAAAUGGUUUCUGUAACAUACCCUGAAUGUACUGUAACUGCCUCUACCUUGAACACGCCUUUUCUAUUUAAAUAAUUUGUAAGUAUAUUCUCUGAAUUGUGAAGUGACAACCAAUGAUGUAAUAACCUCUACAGUAGCCUUCUACAAGUUCUGCUACCAUCACCAAAAUACUAAAAAUUCAAGUUGAAUGCAUUUCCUCCAGGAUUUGAAGAUGCCGAAGAAAAAGCAUUGAAAUAUAAAGUAAUUUCCAGAGAAUUGUUCUGUGUAUAGGAGAGGAAAUGCCAGAAGUCAGUAGGUCUUCAGCCUACUGUCAGCUCACCUACCGAAGGGUGGUUUUGCAAACUAAUUCUUAGACCAGAAGAUGGACUGUGUUUGAUCUUGCAAUCCUUUCUGUUCAACUUCCUGUUCUUCCCAUCCCUUUCCAUGCUGUGUAUUUCUCCUAGAUUCAGUCAUCUCGCUCCUUCAUGUGUGUGGCCUAGUUUUGAGUAUUAGUAGUUUGGCUGCAAGGGACGCUGAUGGUAUUGUGUAUUGCUGGUCCCUGAUCUUCCAUGUGCUUAAUUUUGCUUUUAGGAGUGUGUUUAAGAAAAAAAAAAAAAAA
Phasianus colchicus (ring-necked pheasant) is the source of this 4591-nucleotide messenger RNA. RefSeq names its product LON peptidase N-terminal domain and ring finger 2 (gene LONRF2). The record is from RefSeq and is a predicted model, not a curated record. Gene Ontology annotation, molecular function: protein binding; ubiquitin protein ligase activity. NCBI's taxonomy places the organism in Eukaryota, Metazoa, Chordata, Aves, Galliformes, Phasianidae.